Messenger RNA from Candoia aspera, 3452 nucleotides. RefSeq names its product potassium voltage-gated channel subfamily H member 3 (gene KCNH3). The record is from RefSeq and is a predicted model, not a curated record. Lineage: Eukaryota; Metazoa; Chordata; Lepidosauria; Squamata; Candoiidae. Gene Ontology annotation, cellular component: plasma membrane. The coding region runs from base 1 to 3222 and encodes 1073 amino acids. The transcript is spliced from 15 exons. Gene Ontology annotation, molecular function: voltage-gated potassium channel activity. Gene Ontology annotation, biological process: potassium ion transmembrane transport; regulation of membrane potential.
AUGCCGGUGAUGAGGGGCCUCCUGGCUCCCCAAAACACCUUCCUGGAUACCAUAGCAACCCGCUUUGAUGGCACUCACAGUAAUUUUGUCCUGGGCAAUGCCCAAGUCCGGGGAGCCUUCCCUGUGGUGUACUGUUCAGAUGGCUUCUGUGAACUGACCGGCUUCUCCCGGGCUGAAGUCAUGCAACGUUGCUGUGCCUGCAACUUCCUGUAUGGGCCCGACACCAGUGAACUGGUGCGUACCCAGAUCCGCAAGGCCCUCGAUGAGCGCAAGGAAUUUAAAGCUGAGCUUAUCCUCUACAGGAAAAGUGGUGUCCCUUUCUGGUGUCUCUUGGAUGUGGUGCCUAUCAAGAAUGAAAAGGGGGAAGUGGCUCUUUUUCUAGUCUCCCACAAAGACAUCACAGAGACCAAAAGCAGAGCAUCUGCGGAAAACUGGAAGGAAGGAGGUGAGAUAAAGCUAAGGAUGGAGGUGGGGGGUGGACGGCGACGCUACAGCCGAGCUGGAGCUAAAGGCUUUAAUGCCAAUCGUCGGCGAAGCCGGGCGGUGCUUUAUCACCUCUCAGGACAUCUCCAGAAGCAGGGCAAAGGAAAGCGCAAACUCCACAAGGGCGUCUUUGGUGAGAAGCCUGCCUUGCCUGAAUACAAAGUGGCUGCUGCUCGCAAGUCCCCAUUCAUCCUGCUGCAUUACGGUACCUUCAAGGCUGGCUGGGAUGGACUGAUUCUUCUGGCCACCCUGUACGUGGCUGUCACAGUGCCCUACAGUGUCUGCUUCAAUGGCACCAAGGAUGACGGGCUUCCAGAGGCUUCUCGUGCACCCCCCAGUGUCUGUGAUCUCUCUGUUGAAAUCCUUUUUAUCUUAGACAUUGUGCUGAACUUUCGUACCACAUUUGUCAGCAAAUCAGGGCAGGUGGUCUUUGAUCCUCAUGCUAUAUUCCUACACUACUUGACCCGCUGGUUUGUGUUGGACCUCUUAGCAGCAUUACCCUUCGACCUCCUCUAUGCCUUCAAGGUCAAUGUGUACUUUGGGGCACACCUGCUCAAGACAGUGAGGCUCCUGCGGCUGCUGCGGCUGCUGCCCAACCUGGACCGGUACUCCCAGUACAGCGCCGUGGUGCUCACCCUGCUCAUGACCGUCUUUGCCCUCCUGGCUCACUGGGUUGCCUGCGUCUGGUACUUCAUCGGGCAGCGGGAGGUCGAGAGCAGCCCCUCCCAGCUGCCCGGGAUAGGUUGGCUGCAGGAGCUGGCUCGACGCCUGGAGACUCCCUAUUACCUGUCUCAGAGGAACAGCAGUGGUGAAGAAGGACCUGCCAACCAGACCACUUCCUCCCUGAAUGGAACAACUUGGGAACUCUUAGGGGGACCCUCCCUGCGCAGUGCCUACAUCACCUCCCUAUACUUUGCCCUCAGCAGCCUGACCAGCGUGGGUUUUGGCAACGUAUCGGCAAACACUGACUCGGAGAAGAUUUUCUCCAUCUGUACCAUGCUGGUGGGGGCGCUGAUGCAUGCUGUCGUCUUUGGCAACGUAACGGCCAUCAUCCAGCGCAUGUAUGCCCGGCGCUUCCUCUAUCACAGCCGCACGCGUGACCUGCGCGACUAUAUCCGUAUUCAUCGGAUCCCUCCACCACUAAAGCAGCGCAUGCUGGAAUACUUCCAAGCCACCUGGAGUGCCAGCAAUGGCAUUGAUACACGGGAGCUGCUGCACAGCCUCCCGGAUGAGCUGCGUGCCGAUAUCGCUCUGCACCUUCACAAAGAACUGCUCCAGCUGCCCCUCUUUGAGGGGGCAAGCCGGGGCUGCCGGCGCUCCCUUUCACUUAGCGUCCGGACCUCUUUCUGCACGCCAGGGGAGUACCUGAUCCGGCAGGGGGAUGCACUCCAGGCCCUCUAUCUCAUCUGCUCCGGCUCCAUGGAAGUGCUGAAAGAUGGCACCGUGCUGGCCAUCCUAGGGAAGGGGGACUUGAUUGGCUGCCACAUCUCAUCCAAGGAACAGGGUGUCCAGGCCAAUGCCGACGUGCGGGGCCUCACCUACUGUGAUCUGCAGUGCCUGAGCUUGCCUGGCCUCCUGGCCAGUCUGGAGCUCUACCCAGAAUUUGCCAGCAAAUUCCGCCAUGAACUCCCCUGUGAACUCAGCUACAACCUGGGUGGAGGCAGCAUCUUCCAGGCAGAGUCACCAUCACCAAGCAACAGGGAACCUGCCACAUUGCUUUCGGUGGUGAAGGACUCAGAGACUUCAUUCCCUCCACGCCGGAGAAUGCCCUGCUUGCCUACAGAAGUAGUGGAUGAGCCCCCCAGCCCCUUGCUCUCCUCUUCUUCUGGGGGCCACAGUCAUCCAUCCACACGGUCAGGAAUUCCACGCCACCUGGCCUCGGAAACAUCCUCACGUCCCACGGCAUUGCAGCUGCACAACGUGCCCUGCAGCGGUCCCCCAGAUCUCAGCCCCAGAGUUGUAGACGGAAUUGAGGAUGGGUCCAGUUCAGACAAACCGAUUUUCAAUUUCCGCCUUGGUCCUUCAGGACCCGACUACAGCAGCCCUUCACCUGGGACAGAUAGUGGCCUGCUCACUAUCCCUCCUGAGUUAUCUAGUGCGGAAACCAUUGAGAAACUGCGCCAAGCGGUGGCUGAGCUCUCCGGGCAAGUUCAGCAAAUGCGUGAAGGCCUGCACUCUCUGCGCCAGGCUGUCCAGCUCUUCCUUCUCUCCCAGGCACCGGCCCAGCAGCGAGUUGACCCUUCUGCCUGUGGGCCUUUCCCCCAUGUAGACGCUCCUACUACGCCUCUGCUGAGCCCCCUCCAGGUCGACACAGGACUUUCACCGGCUUUCUGUUCCCACAGUGCACCACCAGCACCAUGCCCUAAUGGGGCCUGUGGCAGAGUUCAGUGGAUGUGGGCCCCUCCGGCUGGGCAGAGCUCACCCUGGCCUGGGACGUUUUGGACCCUGGGACGCCGAGCGAGGGAUUCUGAGGCAGGAGUGCUUUCACCCCCUGGUCAUGGCCCCAAAGACCAGGGGAGCAACACACCGAUGCCAAACCUGAGCCAAAGAGAGAGCUCUCUGCCCCAAGCUUGCUCUGCCACAGAUCCAGCAUGCCAUACAAGCUCCCCAGAAACCAAACCUUCCAGGACUCAAGCCUGUGAUUCCUCCAGCCUUGAGAUGGUGCUGAUUCGUGCUGGGGAUGAUGGUUCUACAUGCAGUGGCCCCUGCUGGCUAGAGGAAGAAGGGACAGGGAUAUGAGUGUGCUGAGCACAACUGAUUACACAAAGAUCAGGUGCUGGGAGUUUUCUGGCCUGGGAAUAUCAAGGACUAGUCCUUGUCUUACAGGACUGGAUGUUCUCCCAUGCUAGGGAACAGAACACAACAGAGAAAGGCUAGAAACAGCCCUUCCAGAGCGGGGAGAGAGCUGCAGCUGUUCUCACAAUGGAGACAGAAGAAGACAGCAAACACCAUGAAACACCAUGGGGGAG